Molecule: messenger RNA, 5389 nt
Organism: Sabethes cyaneus
Lineage: Eukaryota; Metazoa; Arthropoda; Insecta; Diptera; Culicidae
Gene: Neurl4
Product: neuralized-like protein 4
Exons: 5
Coding region: 83-5170 (1695 amino acids)
Source: RefSeq, a predicted model, not a curated record
UCGGGUGUGUGUGAUUCAUUUUUGUGGAGCAAAAUAAAGAGUUUUCGGCUGCUGUAACAGUGUAGAAAAACCGUGCUAAAGGAUGUCGUUCCACCGACGGUGCGGCAAGCGGAUUACGUUGGCCAACAGCAACCGGACGGCGAUGCGAAACAUCAGCGAGUUCAACCACGGGCUGGUGCUCAGUGCGGAGCCCCUGCAGGACGACGUGCUGUUCGAAGUGCGAAUCGACGAGAAGAUUCAUGCCUGGAGCGGCAGCAUUGAAAUCGGUGUGACCACAGUGAAUCCGGAGGCGACGGAACUGCCACCGUGCGCUACAAAGUUGCGCAACGGAACGUGGGUUAUGUCCGGGAUUUCCGUACUGAAAGAUGGCCUCUCACUGAUGGAAUACUAUGGAUCUGAUUUGGAUAAGCUGGGCGAAGGGGAUCGGGUUGGCGUGCUGCGCACGGCGCAAGGGGAACUGAUUUUCUAUGUGAAUGGAGAAUCGCAAGGUGUAGCUGCGGUAGAUAUUCCGAAAAAUGUUUAUGCGUUGGUUAAUUUGUACGGCAAAUGUGUGCAGGUUUCUAUCUGUCCGUCGGACAGUUUGGAGUACUCGAAUGAGAGUACUCAGAUUUCGCAGAAUAUCGACAUUGCAAUGUCGGUGGAGAUGUCCGUGAGUGCGAAUGCUAACGGAGGCGGUCCAUCCGGGUCUGGAGUUGGAGCGGAUGCGCUGGAUCCAAAUGAUAAGUUGCGAUUUCAUACACGGUGUGGUUCACUGGUGAAGUUGAGUGCAAACUGUCGUACGGCCGAAAGGCGGCGGCCGCUGGAUGAGUUUAAUAAUGGGGUCGUGAUGACACACCGACCGCUAAGAGAUAACGAGCUGUUUGAGAUUAGAAUCGAUCGACUCGUUGACAAAUGGUCCGGUUCGAUAGAGGUUGGUGUUACGACACACUGCCCAUCAGCGUUGCAGUUUCCGGCAACGAUGACAAAUUUACGCAGUGGAACCAUUAUGAUGUCCGGCUGCGGAAUUCUAACGAAUGGUAAAGGAACUCGACGUGAAUAUGGAGAAUUUAAUCUCGAUGAGCUACGCGAAGGUGAUCGCGUAGGAAUGAUGCGUAAAUCGAAUGGUAAUUUGCACUACUAUAUUAAUGGACGCGACCAAGGUGUGGCCGCCACAAGAGUCGCGCAAACUUUGUGGGGAGUAAUCGAUUUGUACGGCAUGACCAUUAAAGUGACGAUUGUUGAUCGCGACGAACGCGAGCAGCAAAAUUUGGUUACUAGACGGAACAAUCUGAUGAGUUUACCCGUUUCUGAACAGGAGCUGAUUCCGCCAAGUCCGGAGAUUGACUACAGUCACUCUGAUCGAUUGCUGUUUCAUCCAACCUGUGGUUCGCAUGCCAGUGUCACACACAGCGGUCGUACCGCGCUUCGACCGAAUGCUUCGGAUGAUUUCAACAACGGAGUUGUCUUAACGCGCCGACCUUUGAGGCCCAACGAAAUGUUUCAGGUACGCUUGGAACGGGUUGUCACAAAGUGGGCCGGUUCCAUUGAGAUGGGUGUUACGACACACAGCCCAACCGAGCUGGAUUUUCCCUUCACCAUGACUAACGUUCGCUCCGGUACGUGGAUGAUGACCGGAAACGGGGUGAUGCACAACGGGAUGACUGUUAUAGAACAGUACGGGCAGAAUUUAGACCGACUGCAGGUCAGUGACCGAGUCGGAGUGGUUCGGAAGGAUGACGGGACGCUGCACUUUUGGGUUAACGGAGUCGAUCAAGGUCCAGCCGCUUCUAACGUACCGGAAAAAGUCUACGGAGUGAUUGAUUUGUACGGUCAAGCCGCUCAGGCCAGUAUAGUGGACACUUCUGAAUGUGGAACGCCCGAUACAGGGAACUCGACGAUUUCUAAUACCACGCUGUUUAGCAGCGAACCGAAGCUUAAGUUCCAUUCGGUGCAUGGCAAAAAUGCUCGGAUUUCGAAUGGUGGUUUGACUGCUUGCCGACCGAAAGCCCUAGCGGAAUUUAACGAUUCGAUAGUGUUCAGUAACCGGUCGUUGAGACAGCGGGAAUUGUUUGAAAUUGCUCUGGAAACGGUGGUUGACCAAUGGAAUGGAAGCAUUGAGAUUGGUGUAACGGGCAUUCGACCGGAUGAACUGAGCCUUCCGAGCACGGCAACUGAUUUAGAACAUGACACAAUCAUGAUCUCAGGCACCACCUUGAUGCGGAACGGAGUAACUGUCAGGAACGAUCUGCCGUUCGAUUUGGACACGCUUACUGCUGGUUCUCGGGUAGGAGUGAUGCGAAAUGGUGAUAACAUUCACUUCUUCAUCAACGGCGUAGACCAAGGACCAUACUACGAAUGCAAAGCACCCAAUUUGUACGCCGUAAUCGACUUGUAUGGACAGUGCGCUCAGGUCAGCAUUACCAGCUCACAGCCGGACAUUCGAGCCCCGUAUGCCAUUAGUGAAAAUUCCCAGAGCCUACAAGCAACUUCGGUCAUUCAACCAGCAAUCGAGUCGAAGCAUCGUUGGUCCUGUAUUUCCGGUAACGUCACAUUGAUGCAAAACUGGACACUGGCAUCCAGAUGUACGCAGAGUGCACUGUCACAUUGUUUGGUAUUUUCCGAACGGCCACUGGUCGUGGGUGAGACAUUCGAGAUUAAAAUAACCGAAAUCAAUUCCCUUUACGCCGGAAGUUUGAAGGUUGGAGUGACGGAUCUUAACUUGUCGGAUGAGCAUGUCCGUAAGAACAUUCCCGUUAGCAUGAAGCGAAUCCCGGCCAAUGUUUGGUACGUCAGUGGUAACGAAGUUCGCUACAACUCCACAUUGCUUCAAAAGUCGUUCGCUUCAUUGGAUUGGCUGCGAGUUGGUGAUCGCAUAGCGAUCGAACUAACCUCUUCCCGAUCGCUGAAAAUCCUUCUCAACUCGGAAGACAUGAACAUCAGUUUCCAAAACGUUUCAGAGGAUCUAUUCGCCGUCGUAGAACUGCUAGGAUCCACUAUGGCUGUGCAGGUUAUUUCCUCGCAGGGCCCUUUGUCACCGCUAAGACCGUGCAGUCUUCGCCUUCAAGACUCUCUAGAACUAGGGCUGGAUCCACUCAACAAACAAGAUUCCAUGCUUGAAUCAAUCGACUCGGAUAGUUUAUCAUUCGAAUUUUCCGAAUGCCACGGUAAAAACGUUCGUCUGUUCGACGACAAAAAGUCGGCGGCUCGAUUACAGUCCUACCAUCAGGGAGUUGUUUGUCUGUCGAAACCCCUCUGCAAAGGUCACAGUGUGAGCAUCAAAAUCAGUGAAAUCAACCCGAAAUGGAAAGGAACCAUUGCGGUCGGUGCGCUUGGAGUUUGUCCCGGAACGCACCAGUUUCCAUUCCCGACAUCGGCAAUUCUUUUCCGCCGACCUUGCUGGAUAGCGACCCACGACUACAUAAACAUAAACGGUAACAAAACCCAAUCGAAUUACGCGGAAAUCUUCGAACAAAUCCAGGUCGGCACGGUUAUCACUCUAACUUUGUCGCACGCUGGAAACCUCGGUAUUACGUUUGGUCAAACACAGUUGGAUGAUCUGGCCAGUGGAUUGCCUCAUCACGUCUAUCCGGUGUUCGAUGUCUACGGGAAAUGCGAGCGGAUUGCCAUUUCUAACGGGGAUCUAAAGGGUGGCAGUCCCAUCAACGAAGAACUGGCUGCGAUGCCUUCGGGAGCGGCUGGUGCUACCGGCGUGUCAGCCACCGCUGCCGGAGCGUCGGCAGCUGAUGCUGACAAUGUUCCUCAGUGCGAGAAGGCAGACCUGGAAGUGCACGAAAAGGAAACGGACGUUGCAUGCGCCUCCGGCGCUGGCGCUUCGUCGAUGAGCCGAUCGGUAAUGGAUAGCGUAUCGGAGAAUCUUUUGAUGAACAUUUCCAUUAAAAACCGUACAGCCAACGAGGCCAGAAAUCAGGAUUUGUCCAACUCUUGCUGCCUUCGGGACUCCCUUCAGCUGCAGCACUCAACGAAUCUGAACAUUCAGCGCAGUCAAAGCACGCACCGUUUCAACGCUCUGCAGGGUAGCUUCGAUAGCAAUCGUGGCGGUGAACUGUCGCAGUCGGUCAAUUUCGACGAAGGUUUCGAAGAUUACCGCUCGGGCACUUCCAGCGUUCAGCCCCCCGCUGCUGGAUCGAAUGCCAUUGCACAGAGCCAAGCUUCCGCCGCACCGUCGGCGGAAAACAACACCGACCCGAACUAUCUGGUAGACGUCGACAUCAAUAUCGAUUUCAGCAUUCAACUGAAUGAGUCGGAAGCAGACGAAGACAGUAACACAAUAGCGAACAAUCGCGCUAAGUUGGGGUUGCCGCUACAGGCAAGCUGCUCCGCAGCUCCAGAGCAUCAAGGGCCGGUGAAUAAUACUGCUGCUCCCGAUGGGCAGCAGCAAACGCAUCAGACCAAUGGUGUUACGGCAGCCGGUCGCCGACCCGCCAACGUGGAGUUUGCUGAUGAUCACAAUCGUACGUCGCUAGCUAUCUCCAACUCUUCAUCGACAGUAUUGAGUGUCGUUGAAAACAAGGACUGUGACUAUCUGAAGCUUGUGCUAGGAUUCAAGCGAACCCUGAUGCUACCGGAUGUGUUCUUCGCCGGGGAUAUCUUCAGCUGUUACUGCGAAGGCUGUGCUCCAUCUUUGCAAAACUCAUUGCUUAAAGGUUGGAUUCGUUUCAAAAUCAAUCAGCAAACGUUAAGCAGUUCUUGCACUGCUAACACUUCGGAUGACAGUGUUUGGACGACAGCAUACUACAAUGCACGGGUGGAGAAGAUUCGUUCGGUUCUGGAUCAUGGACAACCGCUGCCGAUCGAAUCUUGUCAGUUCCUACCGGACAGCAGCACAUUGGGCGAUAACUUCGUUCCAGGAACGCACAUUCUACUGCAAUCUUCACCGGACACGGCCGAGUACACGCAGCGAUCAUUUCACCGCUACAUGGCCAGCAGCGUGUGUUAUCGUAUUUUCGCCACGUUUGAGGUUCGAGUACGUUCACAGGCACUUUCCAGCAUUGAUUUGGGAGAUGUAGCAACCGCUGCUGCUGCUGCAGCUGCCGCUGGGGUUAAUGAGACUGGGAGUGGCGCUGGUUCGCAAGCAACUCCAGGACCACAGAGUACGGUGCGUCACUGGACCACCAAGGAGGCGGACGCUUGCGUAUUAACCGCACUGAUGAUUCAACUAACUGCAUCUUAAGACUGGUUAGCUUCUGCACACCCCUAAAAUGAUUCCGUACGGACUUUAUGGUUCCUAUCGAUGUUUCUCAAAUCUAAAGCAAGCUAAAAAUGUUUUUUCAUUCUAUUGCCAAGCACGCUGCUAAGUAUUAUCCGUACAGCAAAAAGAUCUCUGUUUGACAGAGAUUAUUUCGGUUUGCAUAAAAUAUAUGUCAAGGCAUGAUAACAUUUAGAUGAUUCA